AUGUGGUUACUGUAAUUGUAACUGUACCAGAAAACUCCAACUCAGCACAGUGCAAACAUUAUUUAGUCCUGCAUCCACUCAGUCGCAACCCAUUAGAUUUUUCCAAUAAUAGCCCAAACCUGGAACUCCUUAUACCGAACGAGCCGAUCAUGUGGGUUGUUUGUGUGUAAGCAUCCCACACAUCCCCAGAGACAAGUGUAUUAAUCAGCUUUGGAAGGGUCCGUCCUGCGCUCACGCAUGCAACGUGCGUAACCAGCAUACACACGGUUCCACGCACGUACACACGCGACCACGUCGUCUUGGCUCCCGGUUGUCCCUUUAAAAAUCCAAAUCCAAGGCCAAUGAUUUAUCAAACUCCUAUUAUCAAGAAAAUGUCACGCGAAGGGCACCUUGCUCUGCACUGACGCAAACUCGGCUCUUUUCCCACGGAGCUAUAGAAAAGCUUUGCACUUGGUGCUUUGCACAGCUGCAACCAGUCAGCUUCCAGUCCUCUCCUCGUCUUUUUACAGCUGUUUCCAGCCUGCCAGCAGAGCUCUGCAAAAAAUGGAUUUCUCUGACCAGAGAGACAUGGCCAAACAACCGGCCAGCGCUCCCACUGGCUACAUCCCGGAGCAGCAGCCCGACGGAGCUGCGGGACUUACAGCUAACAAACCGGACAACACGGCUGCAUGCCCGACGCCCGCCCCUCACCAUCACCCGGCGCCUCAGCCGCCGCCUCCUUGCAACGAGAGCAAAACUUUUUGUCCCACGGAAAAUAAACCGGGAGAACCGGACGCCAAUAAAGCGUAUGGGACGUUUAAAAACCCUCCGCCGGCGGUGCCUGGAUCCGUGGCCGCCAACUCGGUGUUCAGGAAGGAUUCCGUCGGUUCGGCCCGCGGGGGGUCCGCCCAGUACGGCGACCCGCUCCGGGCCACCGCAGAGCAGAACAACACUGCUGGCAACUGGACGGCUAUGAGCCAGACCACCAUCAUACUGGGAACAGAUGGGAACACGUCUGUUCAGCCUGGAACCGUGGCGGGGGCUGACGAUGAUGACGAGGGUGGAGAUGAGAAUAAGGCCAGAGGAAACUGGUCCAAUAAACUGGAUUUUAUUCUGUCCAUGGUGGGCUAUGCGGUGGGGCUGGGGAACGUGUGGAGGUUUCCUUAUCUUGCCUUCCAAAAUGGUGGAGGAGCUUUUUUGAUCCCCUACCUGACCAUGUUGGGCAUCGCCGGGAUCCCUAUCUUUUUACUGGAGGUCUCCCUCGGCCAGUUUGCCAGCCAGGGGCCCGUGUCAGUGUGGAAAUGCAUCCCAGCUCUGCAAGGUUGCGGGAUUGCCAUGUUGAUAAUAUCUGUCUUGAUAGCCAUAUACUAUAAUAUUAUAAUGUGCUGGACACUGUACUACCUGUUCGCUUCGUUGAAGGGCUCACUGCCAUGGGCUAACUGUAGGAAUGAGUGGAACACGGUGGAAUGUAAGGACAAAGACAUGCUACUGUUAGACUCCUGUAUCUUGCGGGACAGAAACAUCACGUCCAUCAAGAACUCCAGUUUCUGUCUGUCCGCAAAUGCUGUGGGAAACCUGACAAAGCUGCUCAACAUGACCGUGGACGGCAACAAGACCUACGUCAGCCCCAGCGAGGAGUACUUCAAGUACAAUGUGUUGCACAUUUCUAAAGGGAUUGAAUAUCCCGGAGACAUCCGCUGGCCUCUGGCAGGAUGUCUCCUCCUGGCUUGGAUCAUCGUCUACGCCUCUUUAGCCAAAGGAAUCAAGUCAUCAGGCAAGGUGGUUUAUUUCACCGCCACUUUCCCCUACGUGGUGCUGGUCAUCCUUCUCAUCAGAGGAGUGACCCUCCCAGGAGCCGGAGAUGGCAUCCUUUACUUUAUCACACCAAAAUGGGAGAAACUCAAUGACGCAAAGGUGUGGAAAGACGCAGCCACUCAGAUCUUCUUCUCGUUGUCGGCUGCUUGGGGAGGCCUCAUCACGCUCUCCUCCUACAAUAAGUUCCACAAUAACUGCUACAGGGACACUGUAAUAGUGACGUGUACAAACAGCGCCACCAGUAUAUUUGCUGGGUUUGUCAUCUUCUCGGUCAUUGGUUUCAUGGCACACGAGUUGAAGGUGCCGAUAGAGAAGGUGGCAGAUGAAGGUCCAGGCAUUGCAUUUGUGGUGUAUCCAGAGGCUCUGACCAGACUUCCUCUGUCUCCUUUCUGGGCGAUCAUCUUCUUCCUCAUGCUCCUGACUCUUGGCCUGGAUACCAUGUUUGCCACCAUUGAGACCAUCGUUACCUCCGUGUCGGACGAAUACCCCAAAUACUUGAGGAAACACAAACCGCUCUUCACACUGGUCUGCUGCAUUUCCUUCUUCAUCCUGGGUUUUCCUAUGAUCACAGAGAGCGGGAUGUACAUGCUGCAGCUGGUGGACACAUUCGCAGCCUCCUAUUCUCUGGUCAUCAUUGCUAUCUUUGAGCUGGUGGGGAUUUCCUACCUCUACGGUCUGCAGAGGUUCUGCGAGGACAUUGAAAUGAUGAUUGGUUUCCAGCCAAACCGAUUCUGGAGACUGUGCUGGGCCUUUGUGACUCCAACCAUUCUGACAGGCAUCCUCGGCCUGAGUCUGUACCAGUGGAAGGUGAUGACAUACGAGGACUACACCUACCCCACCUGGUCCAUGGUGAUGGGCUGGCUCAUGGUCAUCUGCUCUGUCAUCUGGAUCCCCAUCAUGUUCGUCAUUAAGAUGCACCUCGCCCCCGGCACCUUAAUUGAGCGUAUGAAGCUGGUCUGCUCCCCUCAGCCUGACUGGGGUCCCUUCCUGAUGAAACACCGUGGAGAACGCUACAAGAACAUGAUAGACCCUCUGGGAACCAGCUCCCUGGGUCUCAAGCUGCCUCCCAAGGACUUCCAGCUGGGUUCCUACCAGUAGCAGCUGCCGGCAGCACCACAGCGACCCCUGCAGGAGGCACCAGGAGGGAGGCAGACGCCUGCUUCCAGGCCGUCUUCUUCUCCACCUCUUCUUCUCCUCUCUCUUUCUCCUGCUUCACCCUCUUUCCUCCCUGCCUUCCUCCCUUUAUCACGGAUGUGGAAACAGGCUCCUUACCGUAUUCCUUUACGUCUUCACCAUUUCCUCUCGUCUCAGGGAGGAGUGGCUGCCCGAGUGGAGUCGACUCUUCCGCUGCUGCUUCGUACUCGGUUAAUGGGCUAUCAUUGCCUCCCACACAUGACCACUGAUUACUCCAGAACCCUUCCCAGGGAUCUUUAUUCCAAGAGAAAAAUUGUGUCAUAAAAUGACACAGCUCAGACUGCACUUGCAAUAUUAAACUCACCAUAGCUGCUCCCUAUGGAGUUGUGUGUGUUAGUGUGUGUGCGUGUGUGUGUGUGUGUGUGUGUGUGUGUGUGUGUGUGUGUGUGUGCUGUCACAUUUGUGUGUAGAGAUAAUGAAUCAUCUUGGUGCAAGCAGACACAGGAAAACAAAAAGAAAAUUGAGCGGCAGAAAAAAAAACGGUUCAACGAGCUCGGUGGGGAUCUUUGUUUGGUUCCAUCUGUGUACAAAAUUCCAUCGGCAAUACAAAUAAUAUCAACUGCCUCGGAAAAAAAAAGAAAAACACACACACAGAAUACUCUGUUAUCACAUUUUGUUCCUAUCCAGCAGUAUAUAUGUAUUUUCAUACUAGCUAGUGCUCAGUCGCUCUUGCUUUGUCAAAAAUAGAGUACAAGAUCUGCAAUUUGUGCCUCCUACGUCCCGGUAGAGUAGCGAAUGCAUCCUUAUUACCACUUUCAGUAGAUACACUUUGGCCUUGGAUGACUCUGCAGUGCGAUAGAAGCUUGGGUCUAUUUUUCUCUCUUAAUCUGAGGGACCAUUUGUGAUACCCUCUCUCUUUGUCUAUUUAUUAAGUUGUAAUGGUGUCGUAUUAUCCUAGAAUGUAAAGUAGCACAUUUCUAGCAUAGGAACCCACUAGGUUAGUCUUUCCUUCCUUUAGUAGAAUUGAUAAACGUGGCCAUUUAACCUUUCUAGGUCUGAAAACCUACUAGCCGCCCUCCGUGCAUAUAUUUUAGAUGUAUCACUGUGCGUGUUGUGAACUCGUCAAGCCAUCUGUGUGAGCCUUCUUUGCAAUCACAUCAGUAGAGUAUCAACAUAAAAUAUAUAAAUAUAUAUACUAUACAAAUAUACAGUAAUAUAUGUAGAGCCUCCAGCAGAGGACGGAGCUAGCAGAACAGAGAUCGAGUGUGUGUGUGUGUGUGUGUGUGUGUAUCUCUGAACCCCACGUUUCUCUUGCUAGUUGUGUAAUAUUUUGUACAAAGUGUUUUCGCUUCAUGAGAAAAAAAGUCCGUCAAGUAGUAGGUGUGCGUGUCGUCACGUCCUCGCAACGUUAGGAGCAGCUGCUGUGUGUGAGCAAGGCGAUGAUUAGACUAGAAAAUGGCCUCCCUCUAUCCUGGAAGUGUACUUUGUCUCUUGUUGUUUGUGGUAGAGCUCUGGAGACCUCUUUGUCAUUUCAAACUUAUGCCUCUCGCUUCUCCGUGUGUCCUCAUGAAAACAGGGUCUCAGGUAUACUCGAUUCCAUCAGACUACUCUGGUAGUUGUAGGAAUAACAGCAUUCAGUGCACAGAAAAAUGCUUAAUGGAAAUGGAGACAGCAUGGAAGUGUGUUGAAACAGAUCUAUAUCUACCGACGCCGAUGAUCUGAAACUAGUUAAACGCAUUUUGCCAUGAUUAUAAAGGAGUGGCUUAACCAGUUUUGACAGCCUAAAUCAAGCAUCGAUAUGUUCAAAAAGGGAAAAAAAAUAAGUUCAAAUUAAUGAAAAAGUUACAGUUUGCAGUAAACUGCAAUUUUAAUUGGACCAUGAGCCAGUUUGUUGACCUUCAUGAUUUUCAUACGCAGAAAAUUAAAGAAUUUCAGGAAGUUUCUGGUCCCUUCGCUUAAACUGUGGCUCGUCAGUGACUUGUACAACACUAAUUUAGCACAUUUUUCCCUUUAAGUCAUGCUGUUAAGACAUCAUCGGCACAAAUGAGCUGCCGUAAGCGUGUUUCUGUGGGUGUAAAAGUAAUCUCCGGAUGUAGCGGCGCAGCGGCCUGAUGGAACAGCUCUGGUGCAGCUCAGCAGGCGGCCACACCGGCUUUGAAGCCUUUUGAAAUGUGACAAGCAGCCAAGUUUUACUUCACGGGGCUGCCACCUGAUUACCUUCAAAGUAGCACAAUGUAUCCACUCUGAAUCAAUUAGUCCUUUUCCACACUUUGACCGGUUUGAAUAUGCAUUUUUCACGCUGACACAAAGUCCCGAUUGGCUUUAUUGCGCUUUUAUCACUGCAGGCAUUUAGCUGUGGAGUGGCUUAAGUGUUUUUUUUUUAGCGGAGGCUGCAGGUAUGAAUGCAGUAACAGUUGCUAAGAGUUUAACGGUCUCCAUAACUACUUCUCUAAGCCAUGCCUUUUCAUGAACUUGACAUGAAAACAGCACAGAUGCUAUUUUAAGAGGUUGUAACAGUUUGAAAGCUAAACAAUCAGUUAAUGAGCACAAAUACCCUGAUGUUAGAUAGCUUGCUCGCGACACUGUUGCUUUUGCUGUGCGUUUAGCUCUAUUUGUUCAGACGUGAUAAUGAUGUAUGUCUGUGUAUGCUUGUGCGUGUGUGUUUGUCUCUGUAUUAGUUGAACCGAAUUCCAACUUAACUGUCAAUCAGAUGUUUGCAUGGCCGGUAUCAUAGCAGAAACAAGCAGAGGAGAUUCGCAGGAUUGGUUUUAUUUUUUUUACCCAUGAUACCUCAGCUUCACGCACGUCUCUCUCUUUACUCCGACGAGGAUCUUAAGAGAACUGUUUGCGAGCUUGAACUAGCUGGGUAAACUUUUAACCCUGAUCGGCUCCGGAAAAAAUUAAAUCCUACGGCUUCAACACAAUUCAGAGAAGGAGCAGCCGAAGGAGCAGGUUGGCGUUUUAAAUAACAUGUUGGAUGUAGUGGGCAGUUUGCUCAAUGUAGUAAAGACUUGAAUUAUAAAAUCCUUUUAUGCCCUGAUAUAGAUUCUACUGAUUUAAUUUAGGGCCACAGUUGAAUAGCUAAAUGUAUUGUGCCCCUGUGUUUCCAUUUCUACGGGGAUUCUCUGCCUUUCUGUUGAGAAAAAAAACAGCUUAGGGUAUAGUUAGAGCCCCACUGCUUCAUAAAAAGGAACAAUGAAGAGCUUGCAUGUGCAGUUUGUGUUGCUGUAACUCAAUGUCCAUGUAUAGUAAUCUUUGUCUUUUUCUCUCAAUAGUAUAACUGGGUGCAUGUUCAUUUUAGGGGAACUUUUUGUUCGACAUAAAGUUAAGAAACAGAGGGUUGCUGUUGUCCAUUAACAGAUGAGGAAGAAGAAGAAGGAAAAAAAUAACAAAAAAAUGGAACUGUCAAUUCGCUUGGCCUGCAAGUCAACUUUGGGCAGUAUAAGUAACCAAAGAAAGAGUAUUUUAACUAGAGGUUGUAGUGAAAACAGAAAACAAAUUUUAGAAGAAAAAGAAUGUGUCAUCUGCGUAUAGGAGGUUGAGAUACUGCCAUUCAUAUAACAUGUAGUGUUCUUCGAUGUUUGCCAAUACGUUACAAAACAUCUUCAGGUAACCAUUGGCCUUAUAGAUGUCCUCUAAUGGUAGAAAAUUAUAUGUAUUUCAAAAAUAACACCACAGAAUAGCUGUCUGUCUCAUAUGGUACCUGUAUUCCUAUUGUUAUGUCUGUUGUGUCUUUUUGGCACUUUAUUGUGUGACCUAUGAAUGCAUAGGUUAAAUUUCUAAUUACUUGAGUAAUGUCAUAUUUCUGUGUGUUCUAUGUGAGGUACUGCUGCCUAUGGAUAUAGAUAUGUGCCUCCAACAGCCCAUGACAUCAUUUGAUUUGACAAAUUAAGAGUAGAUAUAUAACAAAUAUGUUUUAACAAUCGUGUGUGACGUGUUAAAAAAUAGAAAAUAUAUAUCAUAUAUGUGAAAUGCAUUUAUUUAUUUUCACUGUCAUCAAUCUUUGAGGCCCUACCUCAGAUUUUGUAUUUAUGUAUAGAAAUGCAAUUGGAUUAUAGUAUCUUUGCCAAUAAUAAUAUAUCGCUAUUAUAUCAUGAAAUGUGUAACCUAUGAAUCAAUAAAUAAAUGUUAUUGUUUU
Acanthochromis polyacanthus (spiny chromis) is the source of this 7066-nucleotide messenger RNA. It is a transcript of the gene slc6a5, whose product is annotated as solute carrier family 6 member 5. NCBI's taxonomy places the organism in Eukaryota, Metazoa, Chordata, Actinopteri, Pomacentridae. The transcript is spliced from 16 exons. The record is from RefSeq and is a predicted model, not a curated record. Gene Ontology annotation, biological process: synaptic transmission, glycinergic; sodium ion transmembrane transport; glycine import across plasma membrane. Gene Ontology annotation, molecular function: glycine:sodium symporter activity. The coding region runs from base 544 to 2892 and encodes 782 amino acids. Gene Ontology annotation, cellular component: membrane.